Molecule: messenger RNA, 498 nt
Organism: Laccaria bicolor S238N-H82
Lineage: Eukaryota; Fungi; Basidiomycota; Agaricomycetes; Agaricales; Hydnangiaceae
Exons: 5
Coding region: 16-498 (160 amino acids)
Biological process (GO): dUMP biosynthetic process; dUTP catabolic process
Molecular function (GO): magnesium ion binding; dUTP diphosphatase activity
Source: RefSeq, a predicted model, not a curated record
CAACAUCGACAAGGCAUGUCACCCACAGAUUCUAGUAUUCACAUCAGUUCCCCCCUUCUUGUCAAACGUCUGUCACAGAAAGCCAAGCUUCCAACGCGUGGCUCGCCACUGGCUGCUGGCUAUGAUCUGUAUAGCGCGGAGAAAAAAAUAGUCCCCGCACACGGGAAAGCACUGAUUGACACACAAAUUUCGAUCGCCGUGCCGAUCGGAACCUAUGGACGCGUCGCGCCUCGAAGUGGUCUAGCGUCAAAAUUUAUGAUUGCCACUGGAGCUGGGGUAAUCGAUGCCGAUUACCGUGGCGUCGUCUUCGUCCUGUUGUAUAAUCUAUCAGACAAGGAUUUCCAAGUGGAAGAAGGUGACCGGGUGGCGCAACUCAUUCUCGAGAAAAUCUAUAACCCCGAGGUCCUUGAAGUUGCUGACCUUGACGAAACUCUUCGCGGUGCAAGUGGAUUCGGCUCUACCGGAGGACAUGUUUUAUUGAAAGAACGCGGCUUAUAA